AUGGCUAGCGUUAUUUUCAAGUCUAUAAUUCGCUCCAGCGUGCCAAGUCUUGGAGCCAGUGGCGGAGUUUGUGCUGUGCUUGGUGCCUUUUCCGGCCUUUACCCAGACACUGGGGUAUGCGUACCUUUCAUUGUUCAUCUGGUACCACAUAGUUUCCGUGCUGAGAGCGUGGUCAACUUACUGAUAGGUGUAGAGGCAACAGCCCUUUUGCUGUUCGCUCGCCGCAGUCCAAUUGAUCACGCUGCCCAUUUGGCUGGCAUGUUAUUUGGCAGGUCUGUCCCUUGA
This is a messenger RNA of Protopolystoma xenopodis, 285 nucleotides long. NCBI's taxonomy places the organism in Eukaryota, Metazoa, Platyhelminthes, Monogenea, Polystomatidea, Polystomatidae. The record is from the annotation of a GenBank genome assembly.